Messenger RNA from Kwoniella botswanensis, 804 nucleotides. RefSeq lists its product as uncharacterized. Bases 1 to 804 code for a protein of 267 amino acids. Lineage: Eukaryota; Fungi; Basidiomycota; Tremellomycetes; Tremellales; Cryptococcaceae. The record is from RefSeq and is a predicted model, not a curated record. The transcript is spliced from 2 exons.
AUGUCUUCACUUUCUCAAGCUAUCAUACAAGCCCCUCCGAAAGACGGAGAAAACCCUGCUAAUCAAUUCAGGGAGUAUCUCGAGAGACAGUCUCGUAAAGUGAAAGAUCGAAGGAAAGAGACUCUCCAGUCAUUUGCGAGCCAAACAGCAACGGAAACGCAACAUGCUGGAUUCAUUCCUACUUCUGGACAAUGCGAGUAUCAUAACUCCGACGAUCCUUUCCCCUAUACCAGUACCGAUCCUAACCAAAGUCAAAUCACUUAUCAACCCGUUAUCUCGACUUUCCCCUAUAUUCCCCAAUCACACUGUGUUGCACUAACAAGUCAACAUUCCGGAUUGAAUCCUGAGGUCAAUGUCGACACCACUCCUGAUAUAUCUGUAUCAGCCCUGAACCUAAAUUCAACCAAUGCUCACACUGAUGAUCUCACACCCAUGCUCACGCCUUCCCGGCCCCUGACGGCAUUCCGUCCAGGAUCCUCCAUCGUAGGUCAUCAAGUUCUAACCCAGAACCAAACUCAACCACAAAAAAUCUAUCUACAUUCAGGUCUUUAUCCCGAUGAUCCCCCUGGAUUUGACUCAGACUCUGGAUCUGGAUCAGAUGCGAAAAAUGGAAUCACCCAAAUUGUAUAUCCACAGAGUUACGAUAUAACCAUUUCAGCCAAAUAUCCUGGUGAUUUAGUGGAUCCUUCUCAUCAAAUGGUUAUUAGUCCGUAUUGCACUAGAACUUACAGUGGGGUUAGUAUGGAAAAUACUGCCAUGAUUGAGAGUUAUCUUAGGGAGUCACACGGGUCUAAGAACGAGUGA